AUGGCACCCCAAGUACCAGACAAGACCUUUGACGAUGACAAGCCUUCAAGGCAGUCGACAUCCCAAGAUAGCAGUGAGAAGUGCCCAUUCUGCAGGAUAGCCACUCUCUAUGCGCCCUACAAUCCAGCCUCUCCACCAUCUUCUUCCUCCCAGACUCUGUCCCCAGAGCUCACCUCGCCCGGCCCAGAGACCUACGUACUCCUCUCUACCCCGGUGGUGAUCGCCUUCCUCGACAUAAUGCCCCUCUCGCGCGGCCAUCUCCUCCUCUGCACACGGCGGCACGUGCCCAAGCUCACGGGCACAAAGCCAGCCGAGGCCCGCGAGCUGGGCUAUUACCUGCGCGUGCUCUCCGCCGCUGUGAGCCGGGCUACGGGCGUGGAAGAUUGGAACGUCGUCCAGAACAACGGCGCCGCCGCCGCACAGGUGGUUCCGCAUAUGCACUAUCACAUCAUCCCGCGACCCGAGAUCAGAGCUCAGGGCCGCUGGAGCGAGAAGUUUACCAUGUUUGGCCGGGGCCAGCGGUCAGAUCUGGAGCCUGAGGACGGGGAGAAGCUGGCGCAGAGGGUGAGGGAAGAGGUCGUCAGGAUACUGCAGCAGGACGAGAAAUCUAUCGCCAAGGAGAAGCUUUGA
This is a messenger RNA of Cryphonectria parasitica EP155, 630 nucleotides long. RefSeq names its product HIT-like protein. Gene Ontology annotation, molecular function: catalytic activity. The coding region runs from base 1 to 630 and encodes 209 amino acids. Lineage: Eukaryota; Fungi; Ascomycota; Sordariomycetes; Diaporthales; Cryphonectriaceae. Gene Ontology annotation, biological process: nucleotide metabolic process. The record is from RefSeq and is a predicted model, not a curated record. The transcript has a single exon.